Messenger RNA from Synchytrium microbalum, 639 nucleotides. RefSeq lists its product as uncharacterized. The record is from RefSeq and is a predicted model, not a curated record. The transcript is spliced from 3 exons. The coding region runs from base 1 to 639 and encodes 212 amino acids. Gene Ontology annotation, molecular function: iron-sulfur cluster binding; iron ion binding. Gene Ontology annotation, cellular component: mitochondrion. Gene Ontology annotation, biological process: iron-sulfur cluster assembly. NCBI's taxonomy places the organism in Eukaryota, Fungi, Chytridiomycota, Chytridiomycetes, Synchytriales, Synchytriaceae.
AUGUUCAUCCAAACAGAACCAACACCAAACGCCCACUCCCUCAAAUUCAAGCCCGGAGUUCCCGUCCUCUCAGACUCGUCCUCGACACUCGAAUACACUUCCGGACGAGACGCCAAAUCGUCAUCCCCACUCGCAUUCAAGAUCUUCCAGAUCGAUGGUGUUAAAGGUGUAAUGCUGGGACGAGACUUUAUCACCAUAUCAAAGGACGAGGAUACGCCGUGGCAGCUUAUGAAGCCGGAUAUAUAUGCAUCGAUUAUGGAUUUCUUUACCAGUGGGAGACAGGUGCUGGAGGAUGGGUUUGUUGGGGGGCCGAGUGAUACUGAGAUCCUGCCUGAAGAUUCAGAAGUGGUGGCCAUGAUCAAGGAACUUCUGGAUACUCGAAUCAGACCCACCAUUCAAGAUGAUGGCGGAGAUGUAGAAUAUAAGGGGUUUGAUAAUGGGAUUGUGAAGUUGAAGCUUAAGGGGUCGUGUCGUACUUGUGAUUCGAGUGUCGUGACGCUCAAGAAUGGGAUUGAGAAUAUGCUUAUGCAUUAUGUACCAGAGGUGGAAGGGGUGGAGCAAGUUAUGGAUGAAGUGGAUGCUAUAAAUGAUCGUGAAUUCAAGAAGCUUGAAGAGUCGCUUAAGAAUGCUACUGCUUGA